AGCGAAGCGAGGCAGUGAGCCAGUGCGCGGCAGCGCCGCAGCAAAAGCUAGCCGCGAAAAGGCCCUUUCUUUCCCCUCGGCCGCAUCUCAUAUCAUGACGACGGCGACGCCGACCCAGCGCGGCAGUAGUGCCAGUGGCGCUGGCGGCCCACUGCCACUGACCCGGCCACUCCACUCCCGCCGCUACCCGUCGCCCCGCUUGCUUCUCCUACUUGUGCACCCCUACCGCGCGCCACCUCUCGCUCUCGCUCUCGCUUUCGCUUUCCCAUUUGCGCCCCGCAUCGCACUUAUCUGCUUGGAGGAUUUGGACGGGGGGCGAGAAAAGCAAAGCAGGCCAAGUGGGGAAAGAAAGAACCGGGCCGUGCGGAUGGGCGUGUAGGGAGUCUAGGAGCUGUAGGCCGUUGGCCUCGCCUGGGCAGCAAGGAGAUGCCUCCCCGAAAGCGGGCGGGGCAGGGCGGGUGCGGGUGCUGGGCCGCCGUCUCGCGGGGCCUCCGCGGGGCGUGCUUCCGGCUGGCGAAGGAGGCGGAGGUGGACGGCGAUGGCGGCGCGGCCAAGGGCAGCCACGUCCACGACGCAGCAGCAGAGACAAGAUAUCUAAAUACUAGCAACCGAGAGCUUGGUGAUCAUUUUCAGACAAACCAUGAUGAUGAAAAUGGUGUUGAUGCAUCAAUUGAAAAGAAAACACCACCCAAGCUACUUCAGUUUACCUUUCAAGAGUUGAAAUCUGCCACCAUUAACUUCAGGCCAGACAGUAUUCUUGGGGAGGGUGGGUUUGGUUAUGUCUUCAAGGGGUGGAUUGAGCCUAACAGCACAGCUCCUGCAAAACCUGGCACAGGUGUUACUGUGGCAGUUAAAAGUUUGAAGCCAGAUGCUCUUCAAGGUCAUAGAGAAUGGGUGGCAGAAGUUGAUUUUCUGGGACAAUUGCAUCAUAAACACCUUGUUAAGCUGAUUGGAUAUUGUAUUGAGGAUGAUCAAAGGUUACUUGUAUAUGAAUUCAUGGCACGAGGAAGUCUUGAAAAUCAUCUUUUCAGAAGGGCUCUUCCCCUACCUUGGUCCAGCAGAAUGAAGAUUGCUCUAGGUGCUGCGAAAGGACUAGCCUUCCUCCAUGGAGGUCCCAAACCAGUUAUUUACAGGGAUUUUAAGACAUCGAAUAUUCUUCUUGAUGCGGAGUACACUGCAAAACUUUCUGAUUUCGGUUUAGCAAAAGCUGGUCCUCAGGGUGAUAAAACUCAUGUCUCUACUCGGGUUGUUGGAACCUAUGGUUAUGCUGCACCAGAGUAUGUAAUGACAGGGCACUUAACAUCUAAGAGUGAUGUCUAUAGCUUCGGAGUUGUGUUGCUCGAGAUGUUAACCGGUAGAAGAUCAAUGGACAAGAAGCGGCCUGCUGGGGAGCAGAACCUAGUUGCAUGGGCAAGGCCUUAUCUAAAUGAUCGGCGAAGGCUCUAUCAGCUCGUAGAUCCUCGCCUGGGACUAAACUAUUCUAUCAAAGGGGUGCAGAAAGUUGCUCAGAUCUGCCACUACUGCCUUAGUCGUGAUACUAAGUCCCGUCCAUCGAUGGAUGAAGUUGUCAAGCAUAUCACACCGUUACAGGAUCUAAAUGACAUGGCAUCUGCAUCAUUCAGGCCUCGGUCGUCUCAGCGUGAGCCCAUCAGAAUCCAAACCUGGUGUAGUGCAUCUGAAACAGUUCUGGCUGAGAUGGAAUGGAGCACCGGAUUGCUGAGUCCGAUGCUGUUUACAUGUGGAGGAACAGUAAAAUUUUGGCAUCGAGGCAUCGACUGCGACAGGCUAGCUACAUCUACAGCAUUGUCAACUUACGCCAGAAUUGCAAGCAACAGCUGAGCCGGACGAGUCCUGAUUACCAAUACGAUUUCACAACACAAACAGAUCCAAAACCGGACUGAACCUGCUCGUUUUCUACAGAUGAGGCAAGGCAGCCUGUGCCGUCAAUUCCAGUGAACCUGUGACUCUUGCACCCUCCUGAACGACUCCUCUCCAACCGGAAACAUUGCCGAAUCUGGCUUUGCCGUCCAUGCAGCGUGUUUACCCGGAACAAAGCAACUCAGCUCAUGCUCACCUCACGAGGGCACGACACGC
Molecule: messenger RNA, 2094 nt
Organism: Phragmites australis (common reed)
Lineage: Eukaryota; Viridiplantae; Streptophyta; Magnoliopsida; Poales; Poaceae
Product: serine/threonine-protein kinase PBL34-like
Exons: 7
Coding region: 427-1839 (470 amino acids)
Biological process (GO): protein phosphorylation
Molecular function (GO): ATP binding; protein kinase activity
Source: RefSeq, a predicted model, not a curated record